Molecule: messenger RNA, 3494 nt
Organism: Phalacrocorax carbo (great cormorant)
Lineage: Eukaryota; Metazoa; Chordata; Aves; Suliformes; Phalacrocoracidae
Source: RefSeq, a predicted model, not a curated record
AUGCCCUCAGCUGGAGCGCUGGUUCCUGGACCAAAAGCCAGUGGAAGGACAACGAGCAGUGCCUUGCGGGCAGGCUCGAUGGGCGAGGAGCGGUCAGAGAUCCCCAAGCUGAGGGGUACUUCAAGGAUGCUUGACCGCAUCAGGCCUGUUUCUUACUCCCUGGAGCAUAACUGUGUUCCAGAAGAGGUUUUCCGAAGCCUGACCUGUGCCAGCAGUUCUCUUUACAGCCCAGAGUACUUACGGUCCCCACAAACCAUCAAAAUCCCAAUGGGCUUCAGGGGCUGCCUGCAAACCCCAGAUCGGCUUUGGCAUUAUCCUAAUCGUCGGAGCAAGUUCAGACACCUGACAGACCACCCUGUCAGUUUGACGGGCGCUGGCAGGGAUGUCUCUUACCUGUGUGACAUUGUGACUGGGCACGAGGCGAAGAAAGCAAUGACUGGUAGAAGCCCUUCUACUAAGAAUUGUCGGGACCGGAGAGGGAGCUGUGGUAUGGUCCCACGUGCUCCUCGAGCAACCCUAGCAGAUAGUCUGGUUCCCAAGGAAUUUCACAUCGUGAAGAACAGGGGAGUUUUGCCCUUGAAGUACUUUGAUGAUAAAUACACAACGCUGCUUGAAGACCGUGAAAAGAAACUACGGCUGUUCCCAUCCAUAAAACCUUCUGGGAGGUUAGAGGUCAUCCAGCUGAUGGAGGUGAUGGACAGCAUGUUGGAAAAAGCUGGAGUAGACAAGCUAAUCAGAGUAACAGGACCUUCACAGCUGCACAACUUGCUGGAGCUGAUGAAGGCAGAGCAGAACAUCUACAACAUCGUUUUCCAUGAGCUGAUUCGGCAGGUCAGCGUGGACUGUGUGGAGAGAGGACAGCUGCUUUCAAAGCUCAGGCAGAGGUACGUGGGUCUCCUGGAGCGGAUUCCUGAACAGAUGAAGACUCUCUACAAAAAAAUGAUGGCACAGCAGUUGGUUGACAGACAUAUUACAGAACAACUACUCUAUUUUAAAGAAUCUGUUGAACAGCUGGCCAGCGAGCUGUACAAGGUACAAGAGCAUGACCACAAGGUGACCAAAGAAGCAGAAAACGCUCAAGAGGAGCUAGUUACAGGCAUGCAGGAGGCUAAGGCAAAUGCAAACCUUUUGGAAGAAUAUCGGGAGUUAUACAAGUUACAGAGGAGACGACUGGAAGAGCAAAUUCUGCUGCUAGCACAAGAAAGAGACGUUUGGAGCUCAGCUGCAUGUGACCUGGCUCUGAAGAUAGUAGACAGAAACCAGCUCACAUUGGUUCACAGGCUCUAUGUUAGUGGAAAGUCACUGACCAACAUUCUCAAGCAUUUCACCAUCCUCUUGGCCUCAAAGGACACAGAAGACCUGGCUGAUCUGCAGGAAGAGAUCGAGCAGUUCACGGAGAGGUUGAGUUGUGUUGGAGCGGAAAUAGAGUGUUUCGAGGAGUCUAGCCAAAGAAAACUGCAAAUUGUCUGCAGCAGCCUCAACAAGCGGUUUCAGUACUUCCAUAGCAGUGACUUCUCCUCUCUGAUGAAUGAAAAGCUACAGGACGAAAUCCUACAGGAUGUCAAGAACUUAAUAAAUAUGCUAAAAGAAGACCUAGAGCAGUACGGAGGGGAGGUGCAACUAAGAAAGGCUGAAAGUCUCAGGAGCACUGCCAGCCUGCAGGAGCACUGGAUGGAGCUGGGACAAACACUGCUGAAUCGACACAGGGACUUUGCUGGAGCAUUGCCUCCACAGCACGCUGCCCUGGAAGAAAUAAACCAAACAGCGUGUGAACUCUACCAGCAAUACAAUAUAAGGAUAAGUGGGAAUAAUGGCACAGCUAGGUUUUUGACAGUCUUGGUGAACAGUAUGGAAGAUUGGUUAUUCAAGGUGCAAAAGCUGAAGAGAGGUUCUGACAUGCACAAAGCUGAGCUGCAGGCAUUUUACCACAAGAUUCCUGUGUGGCUGGCCCAGGUGGAUGCAGUGAUGAGCAGCAUAGGCUCCAGCGAGUUGCAUGAAGCUGAGAGUGAUAAGAAACCACACUUCCCGGUGGUACCUAGAGAAUUUUUUCAGAUGAUUCAGCGAUGGGUUUUGUCCAUGAAUAAUGAGGUUGAGAAGAACAUCACACAUCUUAAUGAAAAAGUGACUGAACUGCACAGAAACCUGACCCUGUGGCUGGUGAAUUUGCUGAGGCACAUGACAGCAGACCGCUCAUCCUGGGAGUGUCCCCAGCGGCAAGAGCCAGGCACAGAGAUGGAUGAGAAACUUAGACUUAUGGGGGCUUGUAAGCUGCAGCAUGAAGCUGAAGAGCUGGUUGCAGAGAUGGCCAGACUUUCUGGUUCUAUAGUCAGCUGCUGCCACGAGAUUGUCAAUGCGAUUGUUCAAAAGAAACGGUCAGAGACAGAUUUAGAAGCUGAUUUUGACCUGGAGGAGCUGAAUAAGAUCAAGACUGAGUGCUGUAAUUGGAUUCAAGUGUGUAGCCUUCUCCUUUCAGAGAUGAAAGGCACUCCGGUCUCCUUUCUGGAUUUAGAAGAACUGAGAAAUCUCUUUGGAUCAGAGGUAUACACAGAUUGCAUUUUCAGAGACCAGUUAGCUUUGCCUAGGUUAUUUGGAUGGGCAAAGAGAGCGUGCUAGUAAACCCAUCCUUAUGGUGCCUUACAGGAAUUGCAGUUGAAGCUUAAGCUUAAGGACAGUAUCAUUUCUUCAACUCAGGAAAAGCUUGAAGCUGAAGAUGCCAACACCUGUAGGAAACCCAUAACAGAGGAAGAAACAUUAGAAGUAAAGGAGGAAAUUACUAUUAUGCAGCAGCCAGGUGCUGGUAUGGAUUAUCUGACUGAGGAAAAUGAAGCUACUGCAGACAUGAUCAGAUAUGUGGGGCAUGACUCCAACAUCCACCUCAAGUCUCUGAAGUCAGACAUCGUUUCAGUUACAGGGAGGGAGAUGACUGCCACCAAGUGGUCGACUCCCUUUUCUCAGAAAGAGUUUGAAGCUCUGGCAGUGCUGGAACAUCUGCAAGCGCAGCUCCUAGAAACAGAGAUCCGUGCUCAGAAUGCAGAGAAAAGAUCUGAAAGUCUUGAAGAGAAGCUGGAAGAAGCUCUGCAGAGAAUCAAAGAGCUGGAGUGUGAGCUGGAGAAAGAGGGCAAAGUCACCCCAGAAGCAAUGCACAAAGAAGGGCAGGAAAAAUAUUUCCAAGAAGACAUCUCAGAAGUCGGGCCCUGCUCAAGUCCCAAAACUUCUAACUCUAGCCAGUCCAAGGGAUUGAGGAAAAGCAAAUAUUAAAGAACAGCAAUGCCUGAGUAGUUUCUUAGUGCCCAUUCAUAGUAGCAUCUCACGCCUCAUCCACUGCCUUACUCCUCAUCCACUAACCUGACAUCUCUGUGUGCCACCUCAGCAUUUAUGCUGUUGUUCUAGCUGGCUCUCUCACUUCCACCUCUGUCUUGCUUGUUCUCUGCUACUUCCCACAGCUCUAAUAUCUUUAUGCCUUGUCUUCCUUGAAAUACCAUUGCUACUUUGAC